CACCCAAGAGUGGGAAAAUCGGCCAGACCUGACCAAAUGCAUGGUACCAAUUGUUCCCAAUUAUCCCCAUGCACCAAAUAUAUCCAUCACGCCCGCUCAUGAAAAGUCCACCCAAGCGGAGAACGAGACAUCCCAAAUUCAACUUUUAAAGUCUCAUGCCAACUGUGGUCCUUCCCUUCUGAGUUAAAUUCAAGUCUAUGGUUCGAAUUUGGCUCUUGGUCGUCCUGAUACGUCUCGUAAGUGUGAAGUGAGCGUUCCUGGAGCAGUUCCACAAUACACGGUGUGUCUGUCCUUUCUCCUGAGUGUCUCACCGUCUGUCCAGUGAAGGUCCCAGGAUCCUGUGGGUGUGGGUGUGUGUCCCUCAUUCAUUCAGUCCCAUCUUGACAUCUUGAAGCCCGGACCCAGAACACGCACGAGAAGAAGAGAUUCCUCAAAAUGUGACGGUGACUUGAGUGGAGCGAAAUCAGUGCCGUGCUUUAAAAGCCACUUCUUGGUUGUGCGGCUGGCCCAACCUCGACCCCGAGGACCCCGAGGACCCUGAGGACCCUGUGGGUAGUCAAGGGCAUAUCUGAAUGAGAUAGAUCAUGAAUCGAGGACAAGAAAGGGUCCCGCCUUCCCAUCAGCAACAACAUCAUCAACAGCAGCAGCAUCAACAACAACAACAACAACGACAACAACAACAACGUCAACAACAGCAGCAACAACAACAGCAGCAGUAUCAACAACAGCAACAUUUGCAGCCCUUGCCCGCCUAUUCCAAUUCCAAUGCGGCUCAAUUGGGCGGGGGUCUGCCCUUGACCCCGGUUCCUGGCACGCCCGUGGGCAACAUCCCCCGCUCCAUGGCCUCUAGCUCCAUGGGCGGGGGAGUGGGCGUGACCAUGAGUCAUCACAUCAUGCCUCAUCCCGCACCCAGAUCCUCUCGGAUGCAGCUGAAACACCCUCCUCCCUCCAAAUACGCCCAAUACGCCAAUCUCAGUGGGAGUGAAACCGACGUGUCCACCUCCACCGAGAAUCUGACGCAAGAAGAGCGUUACCUGCUCCGCCAUAUGGAGCGAGAAGAGCCUCAAGGGGAGGAAAAUGGCGACCCUAUGGCUCUGUUGCACAGCCGAGGGGUGGGCUCGUUCCUCUCCGGCGCCUCAGCCGCCAUUGGGCCGGUGUCUGACUCCCAGAUGUUGGCCUUGAUGCAGCUCAGACACGCCUCCUCCUCACGAGUAGCCACCUCUCGUGGGUUGUUGGACUCGCCCAGUGGGUUCACGCCCACUUCUUAUGACUCUAGAUCUUCACUCCAAGACGAGAUCAUGGCGGCCAAAAUCGCGGCCUUGACUCAUGGCACGCCCGUGGGCAGUGGGAGUGGCCCGAGCACGCCGAAUAGCUCCUCGAUGAGCAUGAAUAAACUGAAUCCUUCGGUGUACUCCCAUCCCAACAAUCAGGAUCCGCUCUUGGCCAAUCCGAAGAACUAUUUCCCGGUUCUGGGAGGGCGGAAACCGGCCGUGGAAUACACCUCGAGUGGGGCGUUUUUCGAUCCCAAGGCUGUGAAUAAAGGGAAACCUUCGGAUCGACCUUCAUCCGACAUCAUCUCUCAACUCACACGGGAAAUGAAACGACAACAACAAUUGGACCCAUCAUCGGCCAAUGCGAUUUUCUCGGAGAGCUCCGAUCUGAGCUCACAUGGAGGCUCCAACACUCAACUCCACAAAGUGUCUCACACCACGAAUCCCACCUCCAUCAAUAACAGCAAUAUCAUCCACACUAGCAUUAGCAACAGUAGCAAUAACCAGUUGGUGGCGACGAGAACAACGAGUGCCUCGUCUUCAUCGGGUUACAAAUCGGAUAACUCCGAGUCCAAAGAACCGGUGAUUGAGCAUUUCCAGAAGCGAAACAAUACACGCUUGGGGGUGAAUGCUCCCAUGGGUUCGAACACCUCUUCCACCGGAUCAGUGGCCUCGAUGCUCACCCGAGGGAAACGGGCCCCGGAUAAACUCACGAUCUUGUCGAGAUCUCAACCGGAUUUGUACUCUUCCGUGGAGAAUUCCGAGCUCAAGCAACAACAGCAAGAGCUGUUGUUGCUGCAACAAGAAGAACAACGAUUGAUCCAAAAGCACAAGCAAUCCCGAGAAUUGGCCCGACAGAAGGAAGAAAGUCAUGAGUCUCAGGGCGUCUUGCAAGGGCCAAUCAAUGCACCUCCUACUCCUGCUCCUCCUCAAGGCAAUGGAGCCGUCAAUUAUUUGAAGAUGAUUGAAGCCCUGCAGAAUGAGAACCGUGAUUUGAGAGGGGAACUUACAGAGAUGGUGAAGAAGGUGUCCAAAGUGAGUCUUUUGGAGCAGGAGGUCACCAAGAUUCAUGCAGCCUACCAAUCAUUGUUGAAACACUCGGAAAAACGGGAGGCCUUAGAGAAGGCCGCCAGACAGAAACUUCAGACCGUGAUUAUCAACCUCUCCGAUGUGAACAAGGAUCUCACGGAGAGACAUGAGGCCAUUAUGGGACAGUUAAUGUCGGGCGAUCCUAAGAAUCAAAAUAUUCCGGGUCUGGACAAUAUCCUGAGGGGCGAGAUCGCUCGAAAGGACGCCCUGAUCGCUCAACUCAUGGGUCAGAAUAAGAUGCUCAUCACCACCAAAGAAAGGCAAGACAUCGAGGUCACGGCUCAACAAGAAACGCUAGAGGAACAACGAUCUCACAUUCAGAUUCUGGACACGGCUUUGUCCAAUGCCCAAGCACAAGUUCUCAGGUUGGAGGAGGAUAAUCGAGUGAAAGAAGGCUACGCUGAAAGAGUCAAACAGAUGACCAGAUCCUUAGAGCAACUCCAAGCGGCAUCGGAGAAACGUGAAGCAAUGGAAAAAAAGUUGAGGGCCAAAUUGGAAGACGAACUGCGAGAAUAUCGCGAAGCCGAGCGACUCAACGAGCGAAGAUUCACGAAUCUCGGUGAUCAAGACGUGGAGGACCUCAACAUUAAACUCAGUCAAGCGGAAGAGAAGAUCAUCCGAUUGGAAUCCGAGCGAACUCAGUGGGAGCAACGCUAUUUGGAGGAGUCAGCCAUGCGGCAAGUGGCCAUUGAUGCGGCUUCCAUCCCCAAAGAUGCCCGUAUUGCGGCUUUGGAGAAGAACUCGGCCGAGUCGGAGAAGUUCAUCGCGGAAGCUAGAUCUGAGAAACUCAAACAGUUCGAGGAGAUGCAGAAUUCACAAAGGAGAUUAGCCGAUCUGGAGAAUCACAUCAAGACCCUGGAGAUCACCAUCGCCGAACAGAGCGGCCUGCUCAGGAUUGCCCAAAGCAAUCAAACAUUACUGGAGAGCCGAAACCUUCUCAGUAGUGGGCGAAGUGCCACUCCCACAAACCAACAUCUGAUGGCUCACCAACAACAGCUCUCCUUACCCACGUUGAAAAGUCAAUCCUUGUCACUCCACGCCUCGCCCACUCACUUGCUCCAUGCUCGCCAGUUGUCCCAUCUGACCACGCCCUCGGCGAGCCACGCACACUCGCUUGCCAACAGCCCCGUGGCGAGUCACGGCAAGCAGUUGUCCACGCCGGCUUUGGGCUACAGCUCGGCUCCCAUUACUUUGAGUCGGCCCAUGGUGGGAGUGAGCCACGCCUCCUCCCGGACAUUGGCCGCACUGAUAGCCCAGGAGACGGGGUAUGGUCAGCACCAGCAGCAACAACAGCAACAUGAAUUGAGCCGGCAUUUGAAUGCCACACCCACUCGGUCCCUUUUGCACCAAAGUGAGGAGCAAAUGCUUCUGAAGCCCACCGCUCGACACUUGCCUGGACUCCAUUUGUCUACUCGUGAUUUGUUGAGGUCGGCCACGCCCUCAGCCGAGCUCAUGAGGUCAGUCACGCCCCUGCAGGUGGAUAUCAAUACGGGUAGAAGAGACUCGGCUCCGGGAGACGUCCUCGCACAUACAUUUAAUAUCCACUCUAGUGUCUCACCAGGUUCCACUCGGAUGAAUAGCUCUGAAGUCAUUCAUUCGGAGUACCACACCCUUUCGAGGCCAAUCUCAUCAUUGGUUGUGUCGGUCGCGGCUUCCUCCGCUCCCAACAAUCACCAGAACACGCCUGUUUACUCCAGUGGGAUGACUGUCACAGGAGGAGGCACCAUGCCCGGCAAAAUCUCCAUGGCAGCCCUGAGAGAAAGUGCCAUGAACAAGUCGAGUAGCAAAUACACGGGUGUACAUAAUCCUCAACCGCACCACCCACAAAGUCCUCAGACACACGCCAAAUCGCCACGGCAUCGCCAUCAGAACUCGGCCCCUUCCUCCACCCCAUUCCCUGUGCCGCCUCCUCGACAAAGUCAAAGUCACACCCACCACCAGCAGCAGCAGCGAAAUCAUCAACAGCAACAACAGCAGCCACACCAUCAUAAUCAUCCUGUGCCUCCAGCCCCAGCCCCUGCCCCUGGAUUCGGCGGAGGUAGUGCCCACUAUCAGACCGGUCACAGCUUCAUUGAUGACUCGAUUGACUCGAUCAUGGGACCGCUUACCUCCACCCACAUUGACAGUCAGAGUCCCAAUCAUUCCGUCAGACACGACCAUCAACACCACCCACACCAACCCCAUCAUCACGCACUCGAUGGAUCCAAUACCUAUAUGGAAGUUUGGGACAUUUAAAGCCAAUGGAGGGUUGCUCCCACACAAACCCAUUUGCAUACAAUAGUAUCAGAUGUAUCAAAAUCUCCACCCUAGUUACCUUCGCUUCUUUGCCUGCACAAUUGUACCAAAUUGUACCCUCACUUUGCCUUACUACCUAACCAUGCUCUUAUUCUCUUAAGGUGAUUCUACAUAGGUCCAUGUGAGCGGAAGCUAAAGAGAUAUCUGAAUGAUUACCAAAAAGGUUUCGCUGGAGAAUGAUGAAUUAAUAGUUAGGGCGACUAAACCCUGGGUUUUUUUUGUUUCUCUAAAUUUGGAAAGCUUUAUCAUGACCUGUGUAGAAUAACCUUAAUGCAACGAAUUGAAUCAGUACCACGCACCACUUGCUUCGGAAACACGAAAGUUGCAAAAAAUCUGAUCUUUCCCGCACUUGUUGAGAAAAAAAACAAAUCUGAAUUGUUAUCUCAUAUGCCACUAAAUAGUUCGUAGAAGAGCAAUGCAAUCCUGAACGAGCAUUCGGAUUUGUCACCAGAUCUGAAUGCUGAUGAUAUCACCCAGAUCUGCAAUAUUUGUGCCUAAAUUUCAAGACGCACGCUGUCGCAAAAGAAGCCAUAAUACCCAUGUCAGCCCUAGUCAUAUGAAUCCAUAAAAUACCACUAUUUGAGACCUAUCACUAUAAUUAUAUCUAUCCCAUGUUGAACUAGUCAGUUGAAAGGGGUUAGCCCAAUCAACCCUGAAUAUCUUGCGAAAAAAAGUAACUUAUAUCCUCGCCCUAAUAUUGCCAUAUUUGCCACUAUGAAGUCAUCAUCCUCGUUCCAUGAAAUACAACGGACCUUCAUAGCCAAA
Tigriopus californicus is the source of this 5420-nucleotide messenger RNA. Its product is annotated as transcription factor sma-9-like. Gene Ontology annotation, biological process: regulation of cell migration; actin cytoskeleton organization. The record is from RefSeq and is a predicted model, not a curated record. NCBI's taxonomy places the organism in Eukaryota, Metazoa, Arthropoda, Copepoda, Harpacticoida, Harpacticidae. The transcript is spliced from 10 exons. Gene Ontology annotation, cellular component: bicellular tight junction; plasma membrane; cytoplasmic vesicle. The coding region runs from base 585 to 4595 and encodes 1336 amino acids.